UCUCAUUUUCUCACAUAAGAUCACCUAGGGAUGUAUCUUAUGAGAAAGGUGAUGAAGUUUUUGCUUUCAACACUAUUACACACUUGAGGGCUGAGGCAGAAAAUGAACAUGACAGCAAAACUAUGUUGUCUCUCUCGGAGGUUCAGGGUUCUGUGUGGUUCUUUCUUAAACCCUAAAUCAAAAUGAAGAAGACGGACUUCAACACUCUCCUCUCUCUCCGUCGCUCUCUCCGCUCUCUCCGAUUCUCCACCACCACUUUCUCCGACGACACCCUCCAAGGUUUGGUUCACCCCGACGACCCUAUUCCCCAUGAUUCCCCAACCCCAACCCCUGAUUUGUCACAAGACUACGCAUUCCUCCGCAACUCCCUCCUCAAUUCCUCAUCGCAAACGCAAACCCUUGAUUCCGCCAACGACGUCGUUUCCAUCUCAAAUGCAAUCAGAACCGGGUUCAGCACUGAAACCCAGAGCUUCAUUCGCCACUUCCGGGGCAGGUUAAGCGAGUCUCUGGUGGUGCAGGUCAUGAACCAUGUCAAAGACCCUCACCUCUGUGUCAAGUUUUUCUUGUGGGCUGGUCGCCAAAUUGGUUACACCCACACUCCACCAGUGUAUGAUGCUUUGCUUGAGCUACUUGGAUGCAAUGGUAAUGAUAGAGUGCCGUUGAAGUUCUUGCUUGAUAUCAGGGAUGAUGGUGAUAAGGAGCUGCUUCGAAAGUUGCUCGAUGUUUUGAUUCACAAGUGUUGCCGCAAUGGGUGGUGGAAUAUGGCAUUGGAGGAGCUGGGCAGGCUCAAGGAUUUUGGGUACAAGCCUUCGCGAGCCACUUACAAUGCUCUGGUUCGGGUUUUUCUUGAAGCUGGCAAGUUGGAUUCGGCUUAUUUGGUGAAGAAAGAGAUGUCGAGUUAUGGGUUUGGUGUGGACGGGUAUACACUGAGUUGUUUCGCGUAUUCUCUCUGCAAAGCAGGGAGGUGCAGGGAUGCUCUUGCUUUGAUUGAGGAGGAGGAGUUUGUUCCUGAUACGGUUUUUUAUACUAGGAUGAUUUCUGGGUUAUGUGAAGCUUCGCUUUUUGAAGAAGCUAUGGAUAUGUUAGAUACAAUGCGGUCUAGUUCUUGCAUUCCUAAUGUUGUCACUUAUAGGGUUUUGCUUUCUGGGUGUUUGAGAAAAGGACAGCUUGGCAGGUGUAAGAGAAUUCUUAGUAUGAUGAUUACGGAAGGCUGUUAUCCUAGUCGCCAAAUGUUCAAUUCUCUCGUACAUGCUUAUUGUAAAUCAAAGGAUUACUCUUAUGCCUAUAAGUUGUUUAAGAAAAUGGUAAAAUGUGGAUGCCAGCCAGGAUAUCUGGUUUACAAUAUGCUCAUUGGUAGUUUAUGUGGCAAUGAGGAACAGCCAAGCUCGGAUUUGUUAGAAUUGGCGGAAAAGGCUUACAGUGAGAUGCUCGAUUCAGGGGCUGUAUUGAAUAAGGUCAAUGUCAGCAACUUUGCGCGGUGUCUUUGUGGAGCUGGGAAGUUUGAUAAAGCCUUUAAGAUAAUAUGCGAAAUGAUGAGCAAGGGUUUCAUCCCCGAUGACAGCACAUAUUCUAAAGUGAUUGGUUUCCUCUGUGAUGCCUCCAAGGUAGAGAAGGCUUUUUUGUUGUUCAACGAAAUGAAAAGGAAUGGCAUUGUUCCAAGUGUUUACACCUAUACUAUUUUAAUUGAUAGCUUUUGCAAAGCUGGGCUCAUCCAACAAGCUCGCAAAUGGUUUGAUGAAAUGUCAAGGGAUGGUUGCGCCCCCAACGUGGUGACUUAUACUGCUCUUAUUCAUGCAUACCUGAAAGCAAGAAAGGUGUUUGAUGCAAAUGAGCUAUUUGAGAUGAUGUUGCGCGAAGAGUGCAAGCCUAAUGUUGUUACGUAUACAGCUUUAAUUGAUGGUCAUUGUAAGGCUGGGCAGAUCGAAAAAGCUUGCCAGAUCUAUGCCAGGAUGCGAGGUGACAUAGAAUCCUCUGACAUAGACAUGUAUUUUAAGUUAAAUGACAACGACUGUGAAGGACCAAAUGUCAUUACAUAUGGGGCUUUGGUCGAUGGUUUAUGCAAAGCGAACAAGGUGAAAGAGGCCCGUGAAUUAUUGGAUACCAUGUCAGCUCAUGGUUGUGAGCCUAACCAAAUAGUGUAUGAUGCUGUUAUAGAUGGGUUUUGCAAAACCGGAAAGCUUCAGGACGCACAAGAGGUGUUUGCAAAGAUGACAGAGCGUGGAUACAGUCCAAAUUUGUAUACCUACAGCUCUUUAAUUGAUUGUCUGUUUAAAGAUAAACGACUGGAUCUUGUUAUGAAAGUGUUGUCCAAGAUGCUAGAGAAUUCUUGCAUUCCCAAUGUUGUUAUUUACACAGAGAUGAUUGAUGGUCUCUGUAAAGUUGGAAAGACAGAUGAAGCUUACAAGCUCAUGCUUAAGAUGGAAGAAAAGGGUUGUCAUCCAAAUGUUGUAACGUAUACUGCAAUGAUUGAUGGCUUUGGGAAAGCAGGAAAAAUUGAACAGUGCCUUGAGCUAUUCAGAGAUAUGUGCUCAAAGAGCUGUGCUCCAAACUUUAUAACCUAUAGGGUCUUGAUAAAUCAUUUUUGUUCCAAUGGCCUUCUUGAUGAAGCUUACAUACUUUUAGAUGAAAUGAAACAAACAUAUUGGCCGAGGCAUUUAUCAAGUCACCGUAAAGUUAUUGAGGGCUUUAAUCGAGAAUUUAUAGCCUCGAUUGGACUGUUAGAUGAGUUGAGUGAGAACGAAUCAGUUCCUGUUGAUUCUUUGUACAGAAUUUUGAUUGAUAAUUUUAUCAAGGCUGGGAGACUGGAAAUUGCCCUGAAUCUGCUUGAAGAGAUUUCAUCAUCUCCAAGCCCUUCAGUUGCAAACAAGUAUCUGUAUACUUCUUUAAUUGAGAAUUUGUCAUAUGCAAAUAAGGUUGAUAAAGCCUUGGAACUGUACGCAAGCAUGAUAAGUAAGAAUGUUGUUCCGGAGCUCAGCACAUUUGUCCACCUCAUCAAAGGCCUUACUAGGGUUGAUAAGUGGCAAGAAGCACUACAAUUAUCAGACAGCAUAUGCCAGAUGGAUAUCCACUGGAUUUAUGAAGAGCCAACCAGCAUAAAGUAGGUUUCUGCUGUACAGGUGAAUGUAACUGAAGGAAAACGAAUGCAAGCAGCAUGGAAGAAAUGGUCAAGCUGCGGGGUUUUGCAGUUAAGGUAAUAACAACACCAAUAAUGGAAGCAGAAACAAGGGAUUUUGAAGAAAAAUGCUCUUCAUAUUUCAUUGAUCUCCAAGUUUCUGAAUCCGGUGUAUUUGUUCACCUAUCAUUACAUCAUGCUGGGGUUGAUGAUUGAUUCUGUGGUCUAAUUGAUGCCAAGUUCAGAGGCAGAUAAUCAUCUGCAUUUUUCAUUAUCCAGAAGAACUAGGGAGCUAGGGAAUCAGCUUUUUCACAUGUUUGAGGAGCAAGGGGUUUCCCAAGUAUCCUUGGCUCAAUUCUUGUGUAGAGGCUCUGGAAAUUAGAAGGACUGUGAUUUGGCAUUGUGCUCUUUCUACAGAAAAUGUUAUGUUUUGGACAGCCACAUCAUGCUCUCUUUAGGACGAGUUUGUGAAGGUGUAUCUGAGCUUCAUCUAGUUCAUUCAGUAUUUUGUCACUGUAAAUUGAUGUAAAAGCUAGCCUCGGCUACAUAGAAUUUUUGUUUUCAUGUUAUGAUUUAUUCUCUGCGGCCCGGUGUAUGAUCUUAUCUAUGGGCUUAGAAGCUUCA
This is a messenger RNA of Lotus japonicus, 3736 nucleotides long. RefSeq names its product pentatricopeptide repeat-containing protein At1g06710, mitochondrial. Gene Ontology annotation, molecular function: protein binding. The record is from RefSeq and is a predicted model, not a curated record. NCBI's taxonomy places the organism in Eukaryota, Viridiplantae, Streptophyta, Magnoliopsida, Fabales, Fabaceae. The coding region runs from base 183 to 3101 and encodes 972 amino acids. The transcript has 4 exons.